Messenger RNA from Rotaria sp. Silwood2, 820 nucleotides. Lineage: Eukaryota; Metazoa; Rotifera; Eurotatoria; Philodinida; Philodinidae. The record is from the annotation of a GenBank genome assembly.
AUGGAAGACUGUGAUAUCGAAAAUAUAUUUGAACAGAAGGACAGCUUUAUUAAUCCAUUGCCAAGACAAAUUUGUGAACAAUAUUUAACAGCAAGCAAUCGAGCAUCUAUUGAAUCAGGUAUUUUCCACGAUCUGGAAAGAAGUAAUCAUGCUUUGAUUGCAUGUAUUCAUGACUAUAAAACAACGAACAAUUAAUACAUAAGAGAAAAACAUCGAACUUUCUUUUAUUCUUAUGUUUUUUUCAUAGUUCAAUGCAAGUAUUCAGAUAGAUAUUCUUCUUAACAUAACCACAGAACAAACAACUUCAAUAAUAGAACUUGUAACAACAACAAGAACAACCUUAGCAGAAACUACAACAUUAUCAAGUUUGAUUUCAACAAUUGCUUUGAAUAGUUUGAUCGUUGUAAAAUUAAACUAUAUUCUUUCGAUUUCUUUGUUACUUUUGUUUCCGAUUGAACUUUUUAUUUAUCUGAUCGAAACAAUUAUGUCAUAAUUAUUUAAUCCUUCAAAUAGACACUGACUUGAUAAUUAUUGAUUGAAUUUAUCUAUUGAUAAUAGAACUUUCUGUUAAGAUUGAUCAUAAAAAAAAAGCUAUUAGCGCAAUCCCUUGCGGGAUUGAAAAUGUGAAGCACGAUGGAUCUAUUGUUACUAGUUGAAUGGAAAUUAUUUUGUUCCAUUUCUUUGCGAUAUAUUUUUAGCUAACGGUUUAUCCAAUGCUUUAGAACUACAGUUUCUCUGUUACGAUCUGUGCUGGGUCCCAAGCCCUGUCUGUCACGGUCUGUGACGAGUCCCGGGCCUGUCUGCCACGGUCUGUAAGGGG